Molecule: messenger RNA, 2193 nt
Organism: Danaus chrysippus (African queen)
Lineage: Eukaryota; Metazoa; Arthropoda; Insecta; Lepidoptera; Nymphalidae
Source: the annotation of a GenBank genome assembly
AUGAGUUUUAUGUUUAAACCGGCGACUACAACUACUGCGAGCACUUUUGGCUCCAGUACAUCGUCAGAAAACAAACCCAGUAUUUUCGGCAGCCCUGCCAGUAGUACACCGGCCUUCGGUUUCUCAAUCGGAGCAAAAACAACAGCCUCGACAAACUUAUUUGCUUCAACGCCAACAACAAGUACAACAUUUGGUGUGAGCAAGCCUUUAUCGUUUGGGGGCUUCACAUCACCUCCGGUACAAACCGUUGGUUCACCAGGAUUCGGAUCACCCCAAACAACUAAUGCGGAACAGAAGCCAGCAUUCACACCCACACCGGCGUUUGGGACGAACACGACGCAGGCGUCCAGUUUCGGGUCCAACAGUUUCGCACCCCUGUCUACGUUCAACUUCACUACGCCGUCCUCAGGAUUCUCGGCACCACAAACUACGAGUGCCCCACAGACUAGUCAGCCAACAGCCGGUUUCGGGCAGUUCGGUUCGAAGCCGUACAGUUUCGGAGCUGCCGCUACCACUGCGCCCGCAACACAAACAACUCAAGCCAAUGUUUUCGGACAAGCCCAAAGCUUUCCAUCGUCUUUCACUGCGACCACACAGACCCAAUCUACAACACAAUCAACAUUCGGCAAUCAAUCAUUCGCAACAGGUCAACCAAGCUUCGGUAAUCAAGCUCAAACAAGCCCGUUCGGUGGCGGCUUGAAUUUCACCAAACAAACCAGCCAAUUCGGCCAAACUCAAGCGCCUAAUAUCUCGUUUGGUACAACAACGCAAACUACUCCAGCCUUUGCGUCAGUACAAACGUCGAGUCAGAGCCAAAAUCAGCCAGCGUUCGGCCAAACGACGCAAGCACAACCGGCAUUCGGCCAAACCUCUCAAGCACAACCAACAUUCGGCCAAACCUCCCAAGCACAGCCAACAUUCGGCCAAACUUCCCAAGCUCAGCCAGCAUUCGGCCAAUCUACUCAAGCACAACCGGCAUUUGGCCAAACCUCCCAAGCGCAACCAGCAUUCGGCCAAUCAACACAACCAUCAUUAUCUUUCGGUCAAACCUCCCAAUCUGCUCCAACGUUUGGUCAAACAACGCAAGCCCAAACAACACAAUCGUCAGCAUUCGGUCAAACAACACAAAGUUUGGCUACUACAGCAAAAACAACACAAUCAAUGUUCGGCCAAACAUCUACAUCACAGACAACUCAAGCCAUAAGUUUCAGUACAAGUCUUUCUACUGCACAAGCCACUAGUGCAUCGGGAAUAUCGACUAGCGGUUUAGGAAUAUCGACUAGUGGUUUAGGAAUAUCGACCAGUGGUUUAGGAAUAUCGACCAGUGGUUUCGGGCUCACAACUAGCGGAACGGGAAUAUCGACUAGCGGUUUGGGAAUAACAUCGAGUUUAGGAGUAUCGACUGCUACAGCGGGAAUCACUACUAGCAGUUUGGGAAUAUCCACUAGCGCACUGGGAACUACUACCACGAGUGGUAUUUCUUUGACCGGUGGUUUAUCGUUCGCCAAAACAACAACAGCAACUUCAACGACCCCAUCUGGUAUAACGGCGUUGGGUAAAACUGCUGCAAGUGUAAUGCCCCCUACAACUGUUUCCCAAGCUCCACCCGCGGCGAUAACUUCAAUAAAUUUCGCGGAACUUCAAGAAAAUAUCAAUAAAUGGAGUUUAUCUUUAGAAGAACAAGAAAGAGUUUUCUACAGACAGGCGACUACACUUAACGCUUGGGAUAGACUAUCAGCUAGUAAUGGAGAAAAGAUCUUAGAACUCAAUAAUGCUAUAGAAACACUCAAGAAUGAGCAACAGAGUUUAGAACAUGAAUUGGACUUUGUUGUAGCUCAACAGAAGGAAUUAGAAGAUAUAUUGACACCUUUAGAGAAGAAUAUAGUAGAUGAAAGGGUUAGAGACCCAGAGAGGGAACAUAUGUAUUCUUUGGCGGAGACUUUGGAUACACAGCUACGACAAAUGUCUGAAGAUCUAAAGGAAGUGAUUGAACAUCUCAAUGAGACUAAUAGAAAUCCGGAUAAUAAUGAUCCAAUUGUACAAAUCGGUCGUAUCCUAAACGCCCAUAUGUCUUCAAUGCAAUGGAUUGAUAGUUCAAUAGCGCAGAUAACAACUAAAUUAGACGGACUGCGAGCGACGCACGACGCGCUGAGGAAAGAUAAUCAGAGAUCAUUCCAAUUAACAUAUAACUAA